Molecule: messenger RNA, 2653 nt
Organism: Leptopilina heterotoma
Lineage: Eukaryota; Metazoa; Arthropoda; Insecta; Hymenoptera; Figitidae
Exons: 2
Coding region: 1-1026 (341 amino acids)
Source: RefSeq, a predicted model, not a curated record
AUGCCGGAAAGAAUAUAUGACUCAAGAAAUGGAGGAAAUACUGAAGACAGAGUGUUAGUUUUUGGAACGAGACGAAAUCUUGAAUUUUUGGCUAGAAGUGACAUCUGGUUUCUGGAUGGUACCUUUAAGACGUCACCCACAAUAUUUACGCAAAUAUUCACGAUUCUUGGAACCUCAAAAAACCUUAAUCCUAAUCCCGGAGACAAUGAUGCACAUGCUGAUGUGGCUUUCCCGUUUAUAUAUGCUUUAUUAACAUCAAAAUCAUCGGUGCAAUAUACUGCCGUUUUGGAAGCUGUGCGUUCAGCAGCUGAUGAUUAUAGGAUUGAAAAUUGUAAACCUCGGAAAAUUAUAACGGACUUUGAGCUUGCAAUAUUAAAUUCAAGUUCAAAUGUUUUUCCCGACGUACAUAUUUCAGCAUGUUUUUAUCAUUUGGGUCAAUCCGUCUGCAGGCAAAUCCAAUUUGAAGGACUACAAAGGGAAUACAAUGAUGCUACUAAUAGAAACGUAAAAAUGUACACACAUAUGAUGCUGGCUUUAGCGUAUGUACCCCCCGACGAUGUGAAAUUUGCAUUUUCUCUGUUGAAAGAAUCCAUUCCUGAAGCACUGUCACCCAUUUUUGACUAUUUUGAAUUAAAUUAUGUUCUUGGAAAACCGGGACGAGGAAGAAGAAGAGCUAUAUUACCUCGAUAUCCAAUAUCAAUUUGGAAUCAGUAUGAAGCAACAAUCAAUGGUUCUCAUCGCACAAACAACACCAGUGAAGGUUGGCAUAAUCGGUUCCGCCUGGUAAUAGGAAAAUAUCUUCCUGAUCUCUAUUCCCUCUUGCAUGAAUUUCAAAAAGAACAGGCCGAUACGGAAAGUAUGCUCUUCGAAUUAUCUAUGGGAAGGACUGUGAAAAAUAAGCCGGAAAAGAAAUGGAUUACUCUCAAAAUUCGCCUACAGUCAAUAGCCGGAACCUUCCAAGUUUACAAAGAUGAACAUCGAAUUAUGGAUUACUUACGAGCAGCCGCGUGCAUCAUUGCAUUAUAAAAAUUUUAAGUCUUCUGGUGCGUGAACAAUACUCUUCGGGAAAUUCACCUUCGGGAAAUUCGCCUUCGGGAAAAUAUGUCAUUCGGGAACUAGGGCUAUUCGGGAAUUUUGCUGUUCGGGAAAUUGUUUUCGGGAAAAUGGUCGGAUACCACUAUUUAUUCUUGAUCUUUAAAGUAUUUAAAUUAUUUUAGAAUACCGUCUUCAGCCACCUAUUUCUAAUUGAUGUUGCCCGAUUCUCACCACGGGGAGGUAUUUUGAAAUAUUUUAAAAAAUUUUUUGUGUUUUUUGAAAUAUUUAAAAAAAAUUUUGUGUGUUUUAUUUUUCGAAUUUUUUUGUAUUUUUAAUUUUUUUAAACUUUUUUAUUAAAUUAUUUUAUAUACUUCGUACAUAUUAUGCUUUGUUUUUUGUUAAUUUUGGUUUACUGGUUUGAGUUUUUAAAGCAUUUAUCACAGAAGUAUUGAGAUCAACUCGUACAAACUUUUCUUGUUCUGAUUUUACAAGCUGUAUUUAAUUAAUACUUUUAUAAAUCCUUUUUUUCGAAUGGGGGUGCUUUAAAUUUAAGUUUUAAAUACUCCUUGGAAAUGGAUAUAGCAAAGUUUUUAAUGCUGCUUUUUUGUUUGCCCUUAUUUGUAUCAUUCCACAAUAUUACAGCAUUUAAAAUUGCGGACUGGAUGAGUCGAAUAAAAAUUACCCAUGUCCAUUUUUUGACCUCGUCAUGAUAGGCAUUAUUCUGCUGCAGUAUUCGUCAUGAAUAUCGACACCACCCAUGAAUUUGUUAUAGGCACUAAAAGCAUGUGGAAAAGGAACGUCAGUCUUCUUUUUAGGGUUUCGCAGCCAAGGGCUAAAACCCUUAGGGCGAGACUUCGGUGUCCGUCCGUAGUUCUUACGUCUUAUGUUUUAAGUCUUAUGUAUUAAGUCUUAUAGCGAGACUUUGGUAUAAGAAGUUCUUAAGUCUUAAGUUUUAAGUCUUAUGUAUUAAGUCUUAUGUCUUAAUUCUUAAGUUUUAAGUCUUAUGUAUUAAGUCUUAUGUCUUAAUUCUUAAGUUUUAAGUCUUAUGUAUUAAGUAUUAUGUCUUAUGUAUUAAGACAACAUUUUAGGCCACGAAACCCUAUGAUGAAGGCGCAUUGCGCCUGCUUCUCUGACUGAAUUUUUCUUCCUUAUUAUACCUUUUAACAGAACUAACAAUAAGAGGACUUAUACCUGCUGCUGUUGACAAAACAGAAACAAGUUUCGAGUCUUUAAGUAUGUAACGUGGUUUUCAAUAUAAUCACGUUGCUGCAAAUAAAACCAAGAAUCUUGCCGAGACUGUUUCCACAAACGUAGUAAAUUUCCAAUAAAUAUGGCUUCCACCAGGCUCCAAUUUUCUAUCAACGACGAGAAUUAUAAUUAACUUUAUAAUUUAUUUUCAUAACUUCGUUGACUUGUUAUUAUCGACGAUAAAAAUUGAGAUGAGUUUUGUUUAUAUUCAUCAAUUUGUUUCCUGUAAUAAUUCAUUUUUUUGUAUUUUGUUAAUAACAAAAAAUUACAAAUAAAACACAGCACAGUAUUUGUAACGACAAUGGAGUGGACCAUGGAAACUGGGCAUUCAUCUUACAAGUAAAACUACCCAAGUGUCAGACGCCGAAUU